Molecule: messenger RNA, 2832 nt
Organism: Acaulospora morrowiae
Lineage: Eukaryota; Fungi; Glomeromycota; Glomeromycetes; Diversisporales; Acaulosporaceae
Source: the annotation of a GenBank genome assembly
AUGCAGGCAAUCUCAAAAUUCUUGAAUUUUCGGAGAGAAUCUCCUGAAUCUUCAAAUCAAGACCGUUUGACUAUUGAAGACACGUCGUUGAACCCUAUUGUUUUUAGGACUGUUGAGGAAGGCGACAUACAAAAGGAUGCAAUUGAAGAGUCCACGCUUUUAAGUGAAACAUCGGAUCGCGCGCCCAAAGACUUGCAUAGACACGCAGCUACAGUGAUAACCAUUGACAGAACUAUAAGAAACGGUAAUACGGAAAAAGUUGUAUUGAAUAUCCAGAACGUGCAAUUACCUAUUACAAUUCUUAUUGAAGAAGGUAAAUUGCAUUUUUAUCCUUUGAAAGAUGUCGCGUUCUUUAAGAGUACUUAUAAACGAUAUUUCAUUGUAGAUACGGAUAACAUGACAUCGACAAAUAACAUCUUCUAUAAUAAAGAAGCGAGAUACGAAGCAGAACGAGACAACUCUGUUGAGGAAUUGGAAGAUAUCUCAAAUCCAAUAGCAAGUAGAGGUUUUUACGGGCUGGAUGAAAUUAUGAUUCGCCGGCAACAGGUGACAAUCAAGACUUUCGUAGACAAGAUGGUACAAGUUGGUAAUGGGCAUAUAAGUUCACGCGACUUCGCCUGUCAAACGAGUUCGGACGCUUCCCCUGUCAUUACAAUCAGUGAUUAUGAUAAAGAAAUGUCAUUGGAUGAAUACCUAAGAAAUUCUGCAGAUGAAAGUUAUCACAGCGAAAAGUCAACGGAUGAUGAAUCUGACAAUUAUGAUCUCUGCAAUGAAAUCUGCACUGAAUCUUCUUCCAAUUCGAAUAGAAAAGAAAAUUCAAUUAUAAUUCCAACAGAAAAAAAAGGAAAAGAUAAAGAUUUGGCAUCUGAGAAUGUUUUUUUCGGAAGUGAUGCAAACGAAGGGAUGAAUCAGGAUCAUAUUGUUGGUUUAAUAACACCGGGUAAGGACGAAAUAUCUUUCGCUAAAACAGCUGUAACUUCAACUACGGAUAGAAUAGCAGAAAAUUUUUGGAAAAGAAUAGUUAAUGAGGAGAAGGAAAAUAAGGGCGGUGAAAAAAGGAUUACAUUGGGACACUCACAAGAAAUCAAUCAAAUUUUAAAUCAAUCUGUUCCGGAAAAUAUCGGUGAUGAAUCACUUCCAUCAGUCGGUUUAUUGUGCAGCUCUAAAGAAAAUCGGCAUGUUUCGUGUAUUUCUGAAGACCCAAAAAAGUUAUGCACGAUCACUCACGAGUCUGAAAAGCUAGACAAAAAUUCUGCAUUAUCUAGUAAUGCUUUAGUAGUAGAGAAAAUAAAUACAUCUUCCUGUGCAAUCGAUAAUUUGCAGGAGUCGACUCGGUUAAAGGAAAAGAAGAAAGUCACAAUAUCACCGGAUAUGACCGAUAGCGAAGAUUUAUAUUUCCAUUCGACGCAUAUUGUGAAUGAGAUGAAGAAUUUGACAAUUGACGCAGAGUCAGAGAAUGUUCCGAGCGAUGAAUACUCUUUUCGAAUGACACAUGAUACUUUAGUAGAACUUUUAACAGAUGUGGAACCGGAUAAAAAUCAUUGGAAAUUAAUGCGCAAAGUCGACCUCAGUUCAAGGAACCUCGAAUCUUUAAAUCAUUUGGACCAUCUUAUGCCGAAAUUGAAAGAGCUUGAUGCAAAUUUUAAUUUAUUGCGAUAUCUGACUGGUUUGCCUUCAACAAUAACUACUCUACAAAUAAGAUCCAACAGACUUACAAGUUUAACCGGCUUCGCGCAUUUACCAAAUUUGGAGUACUUGGAUAUUUCGCAAAAUCGCAUUGAGUCAUUGAUUGACCUUUAUCGCCUAGAGCAUCUUCGCGAGGUUUGCGCCGAUGACAAUUUGAUCACUAGUUGCAGCGCAUUUUUGCGUAUAUCGGGACUGGUCAAAUUGAGCCUAAGGGGAAACAAAAUCAAGUCUGUGGAUUUUGGUUCGUGUGAAAUGCACCGACUGGAAUUUCUUGACUUAUCAGCAAAUAGAUUGGAGGCAAUUGAAAACGUUGAGUCCCUUGAUGCAUUAAAAGCAUUAUAUUUGAACUGUAAUGCACUCACAUCUUUUGGUGUAAAAAAACCGAUGCCACAACUCAACAGUCUUCAUAUUACCUAUAACAAGUUAUCAGUCCUUGACGUCGGGUCAUUCCCUAACUUGAGGUUGUUGUGGGUGGACGGAAACCGUCUAAAGACGAUAAAACGACCUGAGACGCUUGCCUUUUUAGAAACCUUUUCGGCUCGUGAUCAAAAUGGUAAUCCGAUUAAAACCUUGGAAUCAAUAAUCGAUUUUUAUAAGCUCGAAUACCUCGAGCUUUCGGGGACCUCUAUUAAGGAAUUGCCUCGUCGAUUGAGUCAAGCUUGCCCAAGUGUCAUCGUUUUAAUAUUGGGCUACAACGAAAUACAGGAUUUUUCUCCCAUUCGAAAAAUGAAACAAUUGAGGCGAUUGUUUUUGGAGGGUAAUCAGAUUAGCGAUUACGUGACUUUUUCGGAAGUCUUGAAGUCUUUACCCAAGUUGAAAUAUAUUGAUCUAAGGGAUAAUCCAUUUUCGCUUAAGUUUUAUCCGCCCAUUGAACCCUACUCGACAAAUAUUCACAUGAAUACCUACACGAUGCAUCAGGGAGGGGAAGAGAUAUGUUGGGCUCGUCUUGAUAAAGAAUAUCAACAGAAACUAGAAGAUCAGUGGUAUGUUAAACGGAAUUUUUAUCGGUACGAUGUAUUUCGUCGGUGUCCACAUAUCGAAUGGCUUGAUGGCGCAUAUGUUGAACCGAGGGAGAAGGAAUGUGUUAUUAAUACUUUGCAAAUGGAGACUGUUACCAAGGCGCUGAGGGGUAAUUCAUUUGUAUGA